Scaptodrosophila lebanonensis is the source of this 435-nucleotide messenger RNA. It is a transcript of the gene l(2)37Cg, whose product is annotated as probable DNA-directed RNA polymerases I and III subunit RPAC2. Bases 79 to 399 code for a protein of 106 amino acids. Gene Ontology annotation, molecular function: DNA binding; protein dimerization activity; DNA-directed RNA polymerase activity. NCBI's taxonomy places the organism in Eukaryota, Metazoa, Arthropoda, Insecta, Diptera, Drosophilidae. Gene Ontology annotation, cellular component: RNA polymerase I complex; RNA polymerase III complex. The transcript is spliced from 2 exons. The record is from RefSeq and is a predicted model, not a curated record. Gene Ontology annotation, biological process: DNA-templated transcription.
CAACUCAAAUCAAAGUAUGCCUAUUAGCAGUUAGUAUCACUACCACGUUUUUCCGUAAACACAUACAAAAAUAAACAAAUGGGCGCCUUGGCAGAAGUUGCAGGCGAUGAGAGUAAUGGUGAGGGCUCACGCACAUUUGUCUUUGAAAAUGAAACCCAUACAUUGGGAAACGCGCUAAAGACAAUCGUUGCGCGUUACCCAGAAGUGGACUUCUGUGGCUACACAAUACCGCAUCCCACCGAGAACAAACUUCACUUUCGCAUUCAAUCAAAUCGGGAACGAGCUAUAGAUUUACUUAAGCGUGGGCUGGAGGAUCUGGAGGCGCUCUGCGACCACACAAUAGUUACGUUUGAGAAGGAAAUGAAUACAUUUAAUGCUGCGAAUGCCGAGAGUACAUAAUAAAUAGUAUGCUAAUAAAAAAUAAGCCUAAGUCUA